CACUCAGCACCUCUAGGGGCAGCCGGGAGGAAAAUUACCAGGCAGGCUUGGUGCGAAUACUGCCUCCUCAGAGCUCCAGGAACCCAGUUCUUAGCUGUGAUGGAUCCUUGCAAUGAAAGAAUUAAGAAGGGCGGGCGCGGUGGUUCACGCCUGUAAUUCCAGCACUUUGGAAGGUCGACGUGGGACGAUUGCUUAAGCCCAGGGCUCAAGGCCAGCCUGGGUAACAUGAACAAUUCUUAACGUCCAAAGAUAACGUCUUUCCUUAACGUCGAAAGAUGCCUUGUUGUGAUAUUACAGCAGUCAUUCCUGCUCACUACGGGCAAGCAGACAGUGCAGAAAAGGUGAAGCACAAAAACUAAAAAGGAAAAUCUCUCCUUGAACCACUGCGAACAGAUCCGAGUGCUGGGGUACUGCUGCCAGCUGGUUGGUGGAGUUCUGGUUGAACAGUGUCCCACCAGGUCCGAAGUGGGGACACGUCUGUUGGUGGUGUCUACCCAACUCAGCCACUGCAGGACCAUCUUGCGACUCUUUGAUGACCUGGCCAUGUUUGUCUACACUAAGCAAUAUGGCCUGGGGGCACAGGACGAGGACGCCUUUGUCCGCUGGGUCUCCGUCCUAGGGAACCUGGCGGACCAGCUCUACUACCCCUGUGAGCACGUCGCCUGGGCGGCUGAUGCCCGGGUCCUCCACGUGGACUCUUCUCGGUGGUGGACGCUGAGUACAACCCUGUGGGCCCUCUCUCUGCUCCUGGGGGUUGCCAGCCUCCCCGACUACUGGCAGCAUCCGCAUGGUGCAUUUGUUACAACUGAUGCCCCUCCUUGGAUCCGUCAUCACCCCAAGUCCCUGUGGAUGCUGCUGAAACUGAGACAGAGGCUGCGGAGCCCCACGGCGCCCUUCACCAGCCCGCUGCCCCGGGGCAAGCGGAGGGCCAUGGAGGCGCAGAUGCAGUGGGAGGCGCUGUCACUUCUCAGCAACCUGGCCGACCUGGCCAACGCCGUGCACUGGCUGCCCCGGGGCGUGCUGUGGGCCGGCCGCUUCCCGCCAUGGCUAGUGGGCCUCAUGGGCACCAUCUCCUCGAUCCUCAGCAUGUACCAGGCGGCCCGGGCCAGCAGCCAGGCCGAGGCCACUACCCCCUGACACUGCCGGAAGAGCACAGGGACACAGCCAGAGCCCAUGGAGGGCCCUUCCCGCAAAGCAGAAGCCGCCAGGGCAGGGGCCGGGGCUCUCAUGGAGCUGCCUGUGGUGAAACCCAUGGGCAGGGUGGGUGGAGGGACUGAUGCGAGGUCCCCCAGGCCUCAGCCUGGAGCUCCUGAGCCAUGACAGUUUUCAGGGGCCGUGGAGGGCUUCAGCAGCACCUCCUGCCUGCCAGCUGGCGUCUUGUAUCCAAAUCAAGAUGAGGAAGAGGGAGCCUGUCGUGCCUUGAGAAAGCUGGAACGGGAAUCAAUUAAACAUUGUGGUGCUGGCGCCUGG
This is a messenger RNA of Pan troglodytes (chimpanzee), 1470 nucleotides long. It is a transcript of the gene PEX11G, whose product is annotated as peroxisomal biogenesis factor 11 gamma. Gene Ontology annotation, cellular component: peroxisomal membrane. Lineage: Eukaryota; Metazoa; Chordata; Mammalia; Primates; Hominidae. The coding region runs from base 544 to 1137 and encodes 197 amino acids. The transcript is spliced from 8 exons. The record is from RefSeq and is a predicted model, not a curated record. Gene Ontology annotation, biological process: peroxisome fission.